Messenger RNA from Hyposmocoma kahamanoa, 1132 nucleotides. Its product is annotated as cathepsin O-like. Gene Ontology annotation, cellular component: lysosome. The record is from RefSeq and is a predicted model, not a curated record. The transcript has 6 exons. NCBI's taxonomy places the organism in Eukaryota, Metazoa, Arthropoda, Insecta, Lepidoptera, Cosmopterigidae. Gene Ontology annotation, molecular function: cysteine-type endopeptidase activity. Bases 223 to 996 code for a protein of 257 amino acids.
AUUAAUUUGUCAUCUAGCAUAAGUGAACGUGAGUAUCAAUCUCAUGAGGUGAUUGAUCUUCAAGAAGUACACUUUCGAAGUUACUUGAAGAACUUUUCUAAGAAUUACGACUACUACGAAUAUGAGCUACGUUUACACAAUUUCAAGGAAUCAUUAAAAGAGAUCGCACGUUUGAACCAAAACGCAGGCGCGGCACUAUACGGACUAACGAAAUUCUCCGAUAUGUCUGCGGAAGAGUUUUCAAGCCGGAUGUUAAUGAAGGAAGGCUUGAACGAUACCGGAUGCGAGGAAUAUGACAAGCAUUGUGAUGGGUUGAAUACAAGAAAACCUCGUGUAUUUUACAACAAACACUUGCCUAGUAAAUUUGAUUGGCGUGACCAUGCAGGCGUAGUGGGCCCAGUGCUGGACCAACGCGGUUGUCUCGCCUGCUGGGCCUUCAGCGUCGUGGGGGUUAUGGAGUCCAAGAUGGUCAUCCAAAAGUCGAAGUACUACCACCGUUUGAGCGUACAGGAGCUGAUAGAUUGUUCGGAUCUAACAAACCACUGUCAUGGGGGCAACGUCGCGUUUGCAAUGAAGUAUUUGUGUAGAAACAUGUUGCCCAUCACUUGGGAAGAGCGGUACCCUCUCACGCUGGAAGAUGAGAACUGCCGGUUCAAGCCUACAACUGGGGUACUGUUGGAGUCGUUUACUGUUCAUUGCAACGUACUAGCAAUGAAGAUUAUCGACUUCAUUGUCAAUGAGGGCCCUGUAACGGCCGCCGUGAAUGCUGAAAACUGGGUGCAUUAUCUUGACGGUAUCAUACAGUACCACUGCAGUUCCUCACCAUUGCGCCACGUCGUGCAAAUAGUAGGAUAUGACUUUACGACCCAGCCGCCCCACUUUAUCAUCAAGAACUCAUGGGGAAAAGACUUCGGCAUUGAGGGCUACGUAAAAAUUGCUAUGGGAAACUUUAUUUGUGGUAUUGGAAAGCAGAUUGGAUACUUGAGCGUACGUUAAUGAUAAGUUAAUACUGUAACAUCCAUGGCAAAGCGUGGUUUUUAUGAUAUCAAGUAACGGGACGAACAACUAGUGCGCCUGGUGGUAAGCGCCACGCCUAUCUAUACCAGUUGCAGUGCUAUUCAUAGCUAGUGAU